AUGGAGGGCUCAGCGUUACUUCUAAUGAAACAGUUGCGAGAGUUUAAUCGACACCCUGUCGAAGGUAUUAGCGCAGGACUAAUUGACGAAUCUAAUCCGUAUGCUUGGAACGUUAUUCUCGUUGGACCUACGGAUACUUUAUAUGAGGGAGGGUUUUUCAAAGCGCGGCUAGAUUUUCCAAAAGAAUAUCCCAUAAAGCCACCAAAGAUGAAAUUCGUAUCGGAAAUUUGGCAUCCGAAUAUCGAAAAGAACGGCGAUGUGUGCAUAUCAAUACUUCACGAACCUGGAGUAGAUCAAUUUGGUUAUGAACGAGCAUCAGAACGUUGGUCGCCAGUGCAAUCAGUUGAAACUAUACUUCUCUCAGUCCUUUCGAUGUUAAGUGAUCCCAAUUGUGAUUCAGCAGCGAACAUCGAUGCAUCAAUAAUGUGGCGAGAUGACCGAGCAGCAUUUAAGAAAAAAAUCCGCGAAUGUGUACGGAAAACUCUGGAAGAUAUAUGA
Adineta ricciae is the source of this 498-nucleotide messenger RNA. The record is from the annotation of a GenBank genome assembly. Lineage: Eukaryota; Metazoa; Rotifera; Eurotatoria; Adinetida; Adinetidae.